AUGAGUGAGCAGCAAGGCAAUAAGCCUCAUCGAGGAGGGCCUCAAAAGAAUACUGCAAAGAAGAAACUACAUCAAAAUGGACAAAAUAAGAAGGCAUUUGCCGUUAAUGCUCCGAGAAAAAUGGAGAGGAUGGCAAGACGCUCUCAUGAUGUUAAUGAAAAGAGAUUGCAUGUACCAAUGGUGGAUAGGACGCCAGAUGAUGACCCUCCACCAGUAAUUGUUGCUGUAGUUGGUCCACCAGGAACUGGUAAGACAACUUUAGUUAAAUCUUUAGUCAGACGGUUGACGAAACAUACAUUAACCGAAAUUAAAGGACCAAUUACUGUUGUGAGUGGAAAAAGAAGACGAUUAACUUUCAUUGAAGUGAAUAAUGAUUUGAACUCCAUGGUUGAUGCUGCAAAAAUUGCGGACUUGGUAUUAUUGCUAAUUGAUGGCAAUUUUGGCUUAGAAAUGGAAACUAUGGAGUUCUUGAAUAUUGCACAGCAUCAUGGUAUGCCUCGAGUGUUAGGCGUGGUGACCCAUUUAGAUUUAUUUAAAUCUCAAUCGACAUUGAGAACGUCUAAAAAGAGGUUGAAGCAUCGUUUUUGGACAGAAGUUUAUCAAGGAGCAAAGUUAUUCUACUUAUCGGGAGUGAUAAAUGGGCGUUAUCCAGAUAGAGAAAUAUUGAAUUUAGGGAGGUUCAUUUCUGUUAUGAAAUUUCGACCCUUGAAAUGGCGAAAUGAGCAUCCUUACAUGUUGGCUGAUAGGGUCACAGAUUUAACGCAUCCAGAAGUCAUUGAAAACAAUCCCAAAUGCGAUAGAAAAGUUGCCAUAUACGGUUAUAUACAUGGGACUCCAUUGCCAUCUUCAAAUGCACAUAUUCAUUUGGCAGGUGUCGGCGAUUAUCAUGUUCAUUCCGUCGAGAAGUUACCUGAUCCUUGCCCUACUCCUUAUUUUGAACAGAAACUAGAGGAGAUAGAAAGAGAGAAGGCGAAAGAAGCUUCUGCAAAUGGUGAAAGUGUGGCUAGAACGACUCGUAGAAGAAAAAGAUUAGAAGAUAAGCAAAAAAUUAUAUAUGCUCCUAUGUCUGACGUUGGGGGUGUGUUCGUAGACAAAGAUGCAGUGUUCAUUGAUUUAGGCGCCAAGGAAUCUUUUGUGGAAGGUGAUGAGCUUGGUGAAGGUGAAAAGAUAGUAACAGAAUUGCAAGAUAUAAAAAAGACUAUGGCCGAGAGUUUCGAACAGGCCCCCGGCUUGCAGUUAUUUUCAGGAUCCAAAAUGUUGAAAGAAGACGAAAAAGCAAUAACUAAUUCAGAUGAAGAAUCGCUUUUGGAAUCUCAGGAUGAUAAACAAUCAUUAUCUGAUUCAAAUAAUACAGGUAGAAAGACAUUACGGAUUAGAGCAAAGGGCCGACCAGUAUUCCAAAAUGAGGAUUUGGAAGACUAUGAUCUGGAUGUUUCUUCAGAUAGCGAUAAAGAAUCCCUAGUUUCUAAAAAAAUAGAAAAAGAAUUUGGUCAGAGAUACACAGCAGACGACUUAGAUUUCCAAGCUGAUUCAUCAUUAUCAUCUGACGAAAGUGACGGUGAUUUCAAUGCUAUUGCGUCUAAGUUAAAUGGGAGCAUUCAAAAAAAGUGGAACAUAAAUAAGCUUGUUUACAUGAAAAACAUUGACCCUGCUGAAGUGGUAAAAAGAUGGAGAAAUGAAACUCAGUCUGAUGAGCUGGAUAUAGAAGAAGACGAGGACUUUUUUAAGGUAAAGGAGCUUACAGGUUUGGAAGAAGACGAUGAUUUCCACUCAAGCUACCCACCUCUUGAAGAACUUAAAGAAAGAUUUGAUGCCUCGAAACUUGAUGAAUCUGAAGAAGAAUAUGACAAUGGUUAUAAUUCAAUAAAAUCCAGAUUUUUAAUUGCUCCAAAACUCAAUGGCCCUUCUGAUAGCAAGCUUGAUCUGGAUGGUGAGAAUGGUGAUAUGUAUGGUGACUUUGAAGAUUUAGAAGAUAAUGAAGUUGAUGCCCGAGAAACAAAUACGAAUGACUCUCGGGAUACAUUUAGUACUUUUGAUCAAGAAUCGGAGAAUGAUAAAGGCGAAGACUCAAGCGAAGACGGAGAUGAAGAUGAUGAGGAUGAAGAUGAAGAUGAUAGCAUGACUGCUGAGGAAAAGAGAAAACUUAAUGCUGCUAAAAAAGCACAGUUGAAGAUGCAAUUCGACGAAGAGGAAGAUCGAGAUUUCGGUGCAGACGACCCAGAGGGCGAUACCGAGGCUGAUACUUGGUACGAGUUUCAAAAAAACAAGAUGGCCAAACAGCUUGAAGUAAAUAAAGCUGAGUUCGCUAGUAUGGAUGAGGCUAGUAGAAUUCAGAUUGAAGGAUACAGAGCCGGUUCUUAUGUUAAGUUAGUUUUUAAUGAUAUCCCUUACGAAUUCAUAAAAAAUUUCCUGCCAGAGUAUCCUAUCGUAUUAGGGGGCUUAUUACCGACGGAAUCUAGAUUUGGUAUAAUGAACGUUAGGAUGAGACGUCACAGAUGGCAUAAAAAGAUUCUUAAAUCUCAAGAUCCACUUAUUCUAUCGCUUGGUUGGAGAAGGUUUCAGACCCUACCAAUUUACACAACUUCAGAUUCUCGAACAAGAAACAGAAUGUUGAAAUAUACUCCAGAGCACGCAUAUUGCUUUGCUUCUUUUUACGGUCCCUUGGUAGCGCCAAAUACAACUUUUGUGGGUUUUAAUAUUGUUGACAAUCUGCAAACAACAGGUUCAUUUAGAAUAGCAGCAACCGGGAUUGUCGAGGACUUGAAUUCAUCAGUGGAAAUUGUGAAAAAGCUUAAAUUAGUUGGACAUCCGUACAAAAUAUUCCGGAAUACAGCAUUUAUUAAAGAUAUGUUUUCAAACUCUUUGGAAGUAGCUAAAUUCGAAGGUGCCUCAGUAAGAACUGUCUCUGGUGUCAGAGGAGAAAUUAAACGAGCACUAUCUAAACCUGAGGGUCAUUUUAGAGCUACGUUCGAGGAUAAAAUUUUAAUGUCAGAUAUUAUAUUUUUAAAAACGUGGUAUCCUGUCAAAGUUAAGAAGUUUUAUAAUCCAGUAACAUCGUUGCUUUCGGGAUCUCCAUCUGAAUGGAAAGGAAUGAGGUUGACGGGAGCUGUUCGUGCCCAAAAUGGAAUGGAAGCAUCCUAUGAUCCAAAUAGUGCCUACACUAAAAUUGAACGUUCUGAAAGAAAAUUUAAUCCUCUUUUCGUUCCAAAAUCUGUGAGAGAGACCUUGCCUUAUAAAUCUCAAAUCCACCAGAUGAAACCUCAAAAGAAAAAGACUUAUAUGGCUAAACGUGCUGUUGUCUUGGGAGGAGAGGAAAAGAAGGCGAGAGAUCUUAUGCAAAAGGUUGCAACUCUCAAAAACGAGAAGGAAACUAAGAGGAAAGAAAAGAAGAACGAGAAAUUCAAAGAAAAGCUUAAGGCUAUGGCCAAAAAAGACCUGUUGAGGAAAGAAAAAGAAAAAGAACGCAAAAAGGACUAUUUUCUGAGACAGGGUAAGAAGAGAUCUUUAGCUCCUAGCGACAAUAGCGACCGUGCUUUUGGAUCUAAGAGACGGUCAUAG
Messenger RNA from Priceomyces carsonii, 3558 nucleotides. RefSeq names its product GTPase (gene BMS1). Bases 1 to 3558 code for a protein of 1185 amino acids. The record is from RefSeq and is a predicted model, not a curated record. Gene Ontology annotation, molecular function: GTP binding; ATP binding; U3 snoRNA binding. Gene Ontology annotation, biological process: maturation of SSU-rRNA from tricistronic rRNA transcript (SSU-rRNA, 5.8S rRNA, LSU-rRNA); endonucleolytic cleavage of tricistronic rRNA transcript (SSU-rRNA, 5.8S rRNA, LSU-rRNA); ribosome biogenesis. The transcript has a single exon. NCBI's taxonomy places the organism in Eukaryota, Fungi, Ascomycota, Pichiomycetes, Serinales, Debaryomycetaceae. Gene Ontology annotation, cellular component: nucleus; 90S preribosome.